AUGGCAACCUGUCAAGUGCUUGUCCAACUUGUGGGUAAAUCAAACAUGCUAUGGCCGGACGGUCUAGGUCAACGUGGUACAAAAAUUUACAAUGAAAAAACAAUCCUGGACCAAAACCUAAUUUUGACAAUGAAGGAAAACCAAAUCUUGCCUGCCGGUUUAAAUCGUUGGCCGUUUGAAUUCUUAAUUCCUAAUAAGUUGGUGGAAACCAUUGAAGAUGAAAUGGCCCAAGUCUAUUAUUAUAUUGCUGCUACCGUACAACGUCCCGGUAUUAGUACUCCUAAUUUAAGAUCGAGACGAAAUAUCCUGUUGUUGCGCACUUUAGCUCCUUCUGAUGCUUCAUUGGCUUCUUAUGCAUUACCUACCACCUCUAUCUUGGCUGAAAGAAAAACAGACGCUUGUGAUGCAACCAUUCAUAUUGAAAAGUCUAUCGUUUCCUCUGGCACUCAAUUUCCUAUUUCCAUUAAUUUAUCAACUCAGUUAAAGAAUGUUCAAUUAGAAUCCAUCAACAUUGUGCUUACUGAAAAAAGAUUAUAUUAUGUACCCGAAUACAACGCACGGAGAGUUGAAUUAUACGAUUAUAAGUUACAACUUAGUUCCAUCAUUGACGUAGCUGAUUCGGAACACAUGAAGGAAGCCAUGAUUCCUACGUCAGAUAUACCAGCACAUCAAUUACGUAGAGCAAUCACCGCAAAAAAUGCAGCUGUUCCACUCGGUGUCACACCCUUUCAAUACAGAUUCAUCUUUACGUUGCCAAAUUGUUUGUCGCUCAACCAUACAACCUACUUUAAAGAAAUGAGUUUCUCUCACAAUUUGAAAAUCGAUAUUGAACUUAGCACGAUCGAGAGGACGAAUAUUCACUUGGAAACACCAAUCACAAUUCUAGAUUGUCGCCUAAAGGAAGACUAUACGACAUUGCCCACGUAUCAAGAAUCCAUGUCAGAUACAACAGUAGAUGAUCAUGAUACCGAUGAGUUGUCAAAGAAGAGAACCGGAUUCUUCAUCUGUCCCUGUUAUGUAGAUUAUAAGAAGAAGAGCUCCAAGUAUAUCGGCAAAGAUAGAAUGAUGAUGCGACAAAACAGUGCAGAAUCAUCACACUCGAGUGAAAGUUCGGACUCUACUUUAUUACCCCCUCCUCCACCUUACGCUUUUAAAUCAUAA
Mucor mucedo is the source of this 1161-nucleotide messenger RNA. RefSeq lists its product as uncharacterized. Bases 1 to 1161 code for a protein of 386 amino acids. Gene Ontology annotation, biological process: ubiquitin-dependent endocytosis. Gene Ontology annotation, cellular component: plasma membrane; cytoplasm; cytosol. The transcript has 2 exons. The record is from RefSeq and is a predicted model, not a curated record. Gene Ontology annotation, molecular function: ubiquitin protein ligase binding; protein-macromolecule adaptor activity. NCBI's taxonomy places the organism in Eukaryota, Fungi, Mucoromycota, Mucoromycetes, Mucorales, Mucoraceae.